AUGGCAUCCAUUGACGCUUCCUCGGCAGACCAGCCGCGUCACCAACUACCCUUUCCGUUCUCGAAUCAGGACGACUCGACUCCGCCUCCGCUUCUCCUCACCCAAGGCGCCGAAGCUCUGGUCUAUCGCACAACCUUCCUCACACCUUCAACAGCUUGUGCACUCAAAUAUCGACCGGCGAAGCCAUGGAGACAUCGUACUCUGGACAUGCGAUUGACUCGUCAACGUAUCCUUGCCGAAGCUAGGGUGCUGACCCGCUGUCGACGCGAGGGUGUCACAGUACCUGCUGUAUUAGGACUUGACUGGGAGCGCGGUUGGCUGGCUCAAGAGUGGAUCUAUGGCAACACUGUCCGCAGAGUCCUGGACUGGGUGCACAGAGAGAGUGGUCUGUCGAGCAGUGAGAAAGAGCAUCAAGUACACCAGCUCUUGCAAAGAAUCGGCAGCGCCCUUGGCCGUCUCCACGAAAGAGGCCUGGUCCAUGGCGACCUGACCACUAGCAACUUGAUGCUGCGACCCGCCGAGAGCGACAUCACUGAAGAGGACAAGCAAGUCGGAAAAGCCGUUCGCAUCGCCAAUACGGAUGGAGAAGUCGUCCUUAUCGACUUUGGUCUUGCACAGCAGACGGUACAAGAGGAGGACAAGGCGGUUGAUCUAUACGUGCUUGAACGAGCUUUCGCUUCGACACAUCCCGAAGUAGAGCACGAGUUUGGUCAUCUGCUGCAAGCCUACGGUGAGAGUCACAAGGGCGCCAAAACGGUGCUCAAGAGACUGGAAGAUGUGCGCAUGAGAGGAAGAAAGAAGAGCAUGCUGGGUUGA
This is a messenger RNA of Aureobasidium namibiae CBS 147.97, 816 nucleotides long. Its product is annotated as kinase-like protein. Gene Ontology annotation, molecular function: protein serine/threonine kinase activity; ATP binding. NCBI's taxonomy places the organism in Eukaryota, Fungi, Ascomycota, Dothideomycetes, Dothideales, Saccotheciaceae. Gene Ontology annotation, biological process: protein phosphorylation. Bases 1 to 816 code for a protein of 271 amino acids. Gene Ontology annotation, cellular component: cytosol; EKC/KEOPS complex; nucleus. The record is from RefSeq and is a predicted model, not a curated record. The transcript has a single exon.